AUGUCUAGAGGGAAAAGUAAUGAGGUGCCAUGGAUGGAUUGGUCACAGCAAGAGACCUUCUCGGGUUCCUUUGAAAAGUCCUCACUGCUCACCGCCGCGCUUACGCACGCUGGCCUCUACAUACUCAUGUUCCUGGGCUUCAUAAACCAAUUGUUCUUCAAACCCAAGGUCGCCAUCGAAAGAAAUCGAGAGGGAUAUGCGCCAUUGUACAACCCGUUUGAGCAAUUCUUCUCGCGCUACCUGUACCGUCGAGUGAGACACUGCUUCAACCUGCCUGUCACAUCGACACCCGCCGCUGAGGUCACGCUAAAGCAACGUGCUACUGAUGAUUACAACUGGACCUUCAGGUUCACCGGGGAGGAAAAGAGAUGUAUAAACCUGGGUUCCUACAACUACUUAGGUUUUGCGGAACCGCGCGGCGAAUGUGCGGAUGCGGCUGAAGAUGCCGCAAAACGAUAUGGCCUCGCGCUUGCUUCAUCGCGUGCGGAGUUGGGCACUUGUAACGUGCAUCGCGAGCUUGAGAAGACCACUGCAGACUUCCUCGGCGUGGAGGACGCGAUCGUCUUCGGGAUGGGUUUCGCGACAAACUCAAUGGGCGUGCCUGGACUGAUCGGGAAGGGUUCAUUAGUCUUAAGUGACGAGAAUAAUCACGCCUCCCUCAUCCUGGGUUUGCGCUUAGCACGGGCCACUGUGCGGGUCUUCAAACACAACGACAUGAAACAUCUUGAAACACUCGCGCGUCGCGCCAUUGUUGAAGGGAAAUGGAAGCGGAUUAUUGUUGUGGUGGAAGGUGUGUACAGCAUGGAGGGGUCUGUCGUUCCCCUACGCUCCUUAGUAGCGAUAAAGAAGCGUUACGGGCUUUACCUGUACCUAGACGAGGCGCACUCAGUUGGCGCAAUGGGCCCGCGCGGCCGAGGAGUCACGGACUACAGCGGAGUAGAUCCACGAGAAGUCGAUAUACUUAUGGGGACCUUCACAAAAAGUUUUGGCGCUGCCGGCGGGUACAUAGCGGGUUCCCGUCGACUUGUCGACAGUGUACGUGCCCGCGGCCAUGGCCACACGUACGCACAUUCUAUGUCGCCGCCUGUAGCCGCACAAGUGCUGGCCGCCAUGCGCGCCAUCGCCUCACCAGCUGGUGCGGCACGAGUGGCCGUUCUACGCGAUAACACACGCUACUUCCGUGAAAGGCUACGCUCCCUGGGGGUUAUAACAUUCGGACAUAUUGACUCUCCCGUUGUGCCAAUGUUGGUUUACACAUUUAGCAAGAUGGCGGCCACAGUGGAGAGGCUACAAGAGCGCCGUGUGGCUACUGUCGGUGUCGGCUUUCCCGCUACGCCGCUGAACAAGGCGCGUAUACGGUUUUGCUUGUCAGCUGCGCAUAGUCGAGCACAGCUAGACGAAUGCCUAACAGCAAUAGAAGCCGUUGUGGACGAGAUAGGUCUUCGAUACUCGCGCAAAGCCUAG
Messenger RNA from Pieris macdunnoughi, 1464 nucleotides. NCBI's taxonomy places the organism in Eukaryota, Metazoa, Arthropoda, Insecta, Lepidoptera, Pieridae. The record is from the annotation of a GenBank genome assembly.